AUGCACCUCCCCACAAUCACCGUAACUCUCGCCCUGCUUGGCCUGAGUGCUGCCACCCCAACCGACUACAGCACAUCGUCCACGUCCAAAAAUCAAGGCCUCGCUCAAGCUUGGACCUCCAAAGGUCGCCAAUACAUCGGUACAGCACUGACAAUUCGUGCCGACCCCGUCCAGUGCUGA
Aureobasidium melanogenum CBS 110374 is the source of this 180-nucleotide messenger RNA. RefSeq lists its product as uncharacterized. The coding region runs from base 1 to 180 and encodes 59 amino acids. Lineage: Eukaryota; Fungi; Ascomycota; Dothideomycetes; Dothideales; Saccotheciaceae. The record is from RefSeq and is a predicted model, not a curated record. The transcript is spliced from 2 exons.